AUGGGGUGGAGGCAUCUCCUGUUGCUCCUGCCUCUUGCCCUGUACGCCUUGGCACUGCUGCUAACCACGCAGGCAGCUGGGCCCCUACGGACACCCAAGGGCAACCGGACACAGGGGGCAGCAGCCCCCCGACGACCUUACAAGCCGGCCAAGGAGCAACAGAACCAGACGCAAGCCAGCACACCACCAUCUCCUGUGGCAGCUGGUAGUGGGGGAAACCGUGGGCGCAGUCCAGCAAGGGUACCCUCCAACGUCAGCGCAGGCAGCUCUGUGCCAGCGUAUGAGACAUGCAUGGGCUACUACGAUGUGAGCGGGCAGUGGGACAAGGAGUUUGAGUGCAACAAUUCCCAGAAGGAUUUCCGCUACUGUUGCGGCACCUGCUAUUACCGCUUUUGCUGCAACAAGCGCUCUGAGAAGCUGAAUCAGGAUAGGUGCCGGAAUCAGGGCCCGCGCCCCAACACAGAUCUAAUGACCCCUGCCACCAGUAACGAUGGAGCUGGAGGUAUACCCAAUGGGUAUGACCCAAAUGAGGACAACACGAAUGCCACCGUCUACAUUUCAUGUGGUGCCAUUGCCUUUGUUGUCAUUGCAGGCAUUUUUGCCAAGGUGGCCUAUGACAAAGCACGACAGCCACCGCAGGAGAUGAACAUCCACAGGUGA
Molecule: messenger RNA, 660 nt
Organism: Podarcis lilfordi (Lilford's wall lizard)
Lineage: Eukaryota; Metazoa; Chordata; Lepidosauria; Squamata; Lacertidae
Source: the annotation of a GenBank genome assembly